GCCCGGUGUGUUUUCAGAGGGAUUAUACAGUGAACAUCAUUCAUCACCACGGUCAUAUUUAGCUUUACACCAGUGGCAGACAUAUCCGUUACUGCUGUGACCGUGUCCAUCCUACUUUAUCGUUACGCUAUUUGGAGAUCGCGCGCUGCUGUGAAUAAAAUCAGCGAGCGAAGAGAGGAACGUGAAGAGCUGCACCGGGAUUUCAUCGCUGUGUUCCUACAGGGAGAAUGCCAUCUCUGUCAGAGCAGCUGCAGGAGGUGCGGAGUCGAGCCGAAGUGUGUCUGUACUCUGGUGGCAGGGUGGUGGAGGUGCGGGUUGGGGUGAUGGCUAUGGCUAAUCUGCCCUUACCACCAUGCUCCAAAUACUGCCACAUCGCUGCAGAGACCAUGGUCAUAGAAAACAGCUUCGGCAGCAACAGGAAGGAGACCCUUGCAUCUCUCCAGCGCCUGUCUACAGCAUUGAACAUUCUAGAAAAGUAUGGCUGUAAUUUGACAAAUCCCAACAGGCCAAAGUACUGGAGGACUGUGAAACACAACAACCCAGUGUUUAGGGCCACCGUGGAUGCUAUUCAGGGAGGACGAGCAGUGCUCUGUCUCUAUGGUUACUCCAAUCAGCAGCCAGAUGGGCUCAGCUUCCCUGAUGAUGUCACAGAUCCUGAUGUUGGCCGAGUUGCUGCAGUAACACUAGAAGUGAUGAGUCUUAGGAUGGAACUAGAGAUGCUUAUUAAGGAGGCUCAUCUCCACCCUGAGUUCUAUGAGAGAAUCAUUCCUACACUAAGACACAAGGAUGUGGGUCUCAACACUGAUGCUGUGGUCUGCCACUUCUCCUCCUCUUCAUGCCGCUCAGGCGGUCAGACAAAGUCUCUAGCCUUCCCCCUCCACCAUCAUUCCUCCAGGGACAGCAGUCAUGGCCAGUCUCUGUCCUCUAACCACCAUAGUCUCAGGUCCAUUCAGGUCUUUUCCAUCUCCUCAAACAAACACCCAGAGAACUGCGCUAUCUGUGGAAUAUUCCGCAUCUCUGCCCACUGCCUCACUUGCCUCCAGGGACUCUGCUCAGAAUGUGACAAACUGUACCACUCCUACCCUGAGAGGGCCAACCACCGUCGAACAGCUGUAUCAUCAUCAUCAUCAUCAUAUUCAUCAUCAUCAUCCCAAAACAGGAACAGUCACAGCUCUUCCACGUGGUGUUGCCUCCACUGCACUAAAGUCAACUCAGUCCAUAAUGUGCUGUGUGAGGAGUGUGAGCGCCCUCGCUUGGAACUGAUCAGCUCGAAAGCAGAUGAAUCUCAGCCUGCCACCAUCACUGAGUGGCAGUGUAAGAGCUGCACCAUGGUAAAUGUAGCCAGCAGCAUUUUGUGUGAAGUGUGUGAAAGACCUCGUUUGGCUACACGACCUCCGGUGACCCUGUCACACCCACCCAUCACCCCCCCCAGACCACCAGCACCAGUACUGGGCAUGCCUGGUGAUCCUGACAGCCAGUGGGUUUGCCAGUUCUGUACCUAUCUGAACUACUCUCCUGCCACAGUGUGUGAGAUGUGUGACCUAGCUCGUCCAGAACCCGCACCUCUGCCUGUGAAGCUCCGCCCCCCCUCCCCUGUCAGACGGGUCCCUGCCCUGCCAAUCAAACCCAAAGAGCCUGCUCCCGAAGACCUGGACUCCUGGAGGCAGAGGCUGAUGAAGGAGGAGGGACUGAAGCUGAUUCAGCUGAUCAGAGAUGGGGAGAAGAAAGGAGUGAGUCCAGAGGAGGUGUACACGAGUAUGAGGGUAGCAGGAGACAGCAGCAUCCUGCCAUGCAAGUGGUUAAAGACUGAGCUUCCUCUGCUGUUAGACCAGAUCAGGAUGCUGGUGGGAACAUCUUCCCUUAAGUCUGUUUCUGACAGCACCACAACAGAGCGCAGAAGCAGGUCAUGUGAAGCUCCUGCUGAGGAUGCUGGGAAAGAGAUCAACCCUGAAGAAACUGAAAGUGUUGUCCAGUUGUCCAGAGCAGAGGCCAAGCAGGCCUGGCUGACAGCAGGGGGUGACACUGAGAGAGCUGCCAGACAAGCGCUGAGAGACAGACUCGCCAAGAUAAAGGAGCUGUAUUCACUGGGCUUCAGUGAUGAGACUCGCUGUCAUGAGGUUUUGAAGCAGAGUGGUGGUGAGGUGAGAGGGGCCCUAGCCCUACUGCAGCGGCCCCUCCUGGAGCCCUUCCACAAGCGCAUUUGGAGUGACAAGCCUGAGCCUCCUGUAGACAUCCAUCACCCUGACAAACAGCGCAUAUGUCGGAGGUUACUAGCAGUGUACGAUCUCCCCAGCUGGGGUCGCUGUGAGCUGGCACUCUCACUGCUUCAAGAACACAGUGCCCCUUACUCACUGGAGGAUGUAGUGCAAGCUGUUCGAGAAUCCCAUGACAGAGAGUUUAUCAAGAGAGUGCUGGCUAAAGAGUGUCCCAUCUGCCUCUCUGUCUUCCCCCACAGCAAGAUGCAGUCUCUGACGUCAUGUCAGUGUUCUGUGUGCUGUGGCUGUUUCCAGCAGCACUUCACUAUUGCUGUAAGGGACAAACAUAUUAGAGACAUGGUGUGUCCAGUCUGCUGGGAGCCUGACAUCAACGACCCUGAACACCUCAACAGCUACUUCUCCACCCUGGACAUCCAGCUAAGAGAGUGUCUGGAGCCAGAAGUCUAUGAGCUGUUCCAUAAGAAGCUGACAGAGCAGGCUCUAAUCAAGGACCCCAAGUUCCUCUGGUGCUGUCAUUGCUCAUAUGGGUUCAUCUAUGAUGGAGAUCAGCUUAAAGUCACCUGUUUCCAGUGUCGCAACAGUUUCUGUGCUCAGUGUAAAAAGCCUUGGGAGUCUCAGCACGCAGGCCUGUCCUGUGAACAGUACCAGUCAUGGAAGAGAGAGAAUGAUCCAGAGUAUCAGAGACAGGGCCUGGCUGGAUACCUCAGAGACAACGGCAUCACCUGUCCUAACUGUCGCUUUCAGUAUGCACUGUCUAAAGGAGGCUGCAUGCAUUUCUGCUGCUCACAGUGUCGUUACCAGUUCUGCAGUGGCUGUAACAACCCGUUCCACACUACUUGUGCAGUGGAUGAGUGCAGUGUUUCUGGAUUACAUGCCCAUCAUCCUAGAGACUGCCUCUUCUAUCUGAGAGACUGGGAACCUUCCAGACUGCAGGGUUUACUGCAGAAUAAUGGAGUGGCCUUCAACACUGAACCUCCUCCUGGAACACAAACAGGUCUGUGUGGGGUGAUAGAGCAGAAGGAUGAGGGGGGGCAGCAGCCAGAUUCAGCUUGUGGAGCUCAGACCCAACCUGGACAUGCUGGACUCUGCGAGAAGCAUUACCGGGAGUACCUUGUCAGCCUGAUCAACAGCCAUUCCAUCGACCCUGCCCCCCUUUACAGCUCCAACGAGCUGCUGCUGGCUUGCAGGAGGUACAAGGUGGACGACAGCCGCAGGGACGGAGAAGACGGCUUCACCUACUACAGCAGACUGCUUGAGAAACUGAUGGAAGAAGUUCCGCUUGGUGACAAGGUGCCACGCAAGAAAUAAUGUUGACCUAUCAACUCAGCUACAGGAGACAAAAUUACAACAGUUUUCUUUAGGUUUUGGAUCUGUAAAUUUUUACUCAUGCCAAUAAUGCUGUAAAUACACAGGAGUGUCAACACUGAAGCUCUGCCUGAGUGCUUUUAAUGAGUUUAAUUUAAUCACUGAGAUAUUUCAUGUAGACAGAGUCUCUAUUCUAAAAGAAAUCGCUGCUGACUCUAACAGAUGACAGCAGCUCUGACAAAAUAUGUAAUGGCAUAAUAGAUAAACUGAUAAAGGAAUAUGAAUUUGUUAAAUAUGUCACACUUUGCUACUCUCCCAUAGGAAGAGAUGGUAUUUUGGAAUGUAACCUUUGAAUAUGGUUUUGGUAAUUGAAAAAGGCCAGCAUGAUGUCUUCUACAGGAAGUUUUUCAGUUUCUGUUAUUCAAUGUAAACCCACUCAUAAAGCGUACAAAAAUCCCUUUAAUAGGUUAAGAUUGCACUGAAUUGAACAGAAAAUAAGGCACUAAGUUAAAGUAACGACAGCCUUUUCCUCUGAAUGGUAUUCUUGUGUGCCAUGUUCUGGAAUACUGAGAGCAGAAAUAUCAGUAUGGUUUAAAUACUGUUGGUUUCAGCUGAUAGGUUUAAUCUAAAUUUAAACAAAGGGAGAAAAGGUGAGGCCUCUCUCUUUGAGUUGCCUGUCCUCACUGACUAUAACAUCAGUAAUCGUGAUAACUGUUUUACUGAUAUAGCUCUCAGCACAUUCACAUUAAUUAGGCAGCAUACUUAAUUGUAAGCAACAACUUACGUUGUCAUCCUGCUGCAUUUCCCUCUGUUGCUGCUGGAUGCCAUUGUUUAAUGGCGACCAGCUGCAUAUCAUGCCGACAUGAAAAGACACCUUUUUUCGUUUCUGAAGCCGGAAGUCACUGACCAAGUGCCAGUAUUCAACAACUUCGGAGUGAAAAUGGGUUGGUUAAAUCCAAAGUGCACAGGUUGUUGCAUAAAGAACACCCCUCUAUCUUUAAUAUCACUAUCAUGGGAAGCAAAGUCAUUCCACUGAUGUUUAAAAUUUUUCCUUUAUUACUUGUCACUAAACUCAGCACUUUUGUCCCUCUCAGGACCCUGUAGAUAUGGACAGUGAUCUGAAGGGACAUUAGUCGGGGUUUUGGCAGGUUUUGAUCAGAUUCUCUGAGUUGAAUCCUCACUGGAGCAGUCAGCCAUGCAGCUUAGGUUACUAUGGUCAUCUUAAAAAAUGAACCAGCUGUGUGAUACCAGAAAAUCUUUGGUAGGCCCAAAGAUAGCUAGUUAAUCCACUAAUCUCACUCCUUGAUACAGGCUCCAGGUCUGGAAUUACAUUGUCGUACCAUAAAAUCCUGUGUUUACUGCACACUUUCUAAUGGUGCGUUUUAUUCAUUGUGUGUAAAUUAAAUACUAUAUGUGCAUGUUUAAACUUGACAUGUGAGUAUUGUAAUCAUUUUAAAGAUAUUAACAGUAUUUACGAAUGAUUUCCUUGCACUGAUUGUUGCUGAUGGGGCGUUGCAGAUAAAUUCCCAUUUUACAAGGCAGAGAAGCUAAAGGAACCUAAUUUGAUUGGAUGCUGUGAAUGUGAUUAGUAUGUAGCAGUAUGCCUGACUUGGUGAAUGUAAACUCGUGUUGAACAAGUUUACAACUUGAUGAUGUAAAAAAAAAAAAAACA
Messenger RNA from Epinephelus fuscoguttatus (brown-marbled grouper), 5193 nucleotides. RefSeq names its product E3 ubiquitin-protein ligase RNF31. The record is from RefSeq and is a predicted model, not a curated record. The coding region runs from base 228 to 3524 and encodes 1098 amino acids. Gene Ontology annotation, biological process: protein linear polyubiquitination. The transcript has 24 exons. Gene Ontology annotation, molecular function: zinc ion binding; K63-linked polyubiquitin modification-dependent protein binding; K48-linked polyubiquitin modification-dependent protein binding. Gene Ontology annotation, cellular component: LUBAC complex. Lineage: Eukaryota; Metazoa; Chordata; Actinopteri; Perciformes; Serranidae.